Aphanomyces astaci is the source of this 672-nucleotide messenger RNA. RefSeq lists its product as hypothetical. The record is from RefSeq and is a predicted model, not a curated record. Bases 1 to 672 code for a protein of 223 amino acids. Lineage: Eukaryota; Oomycota; Saprolegniomycetes; Saprolegniales; Verrucalvaceae. The transcript is spliced from 2 exons.
AUGCGACGGACGUCAAGUUCCAGCCGGCCCAUCUUCCCACCGGCCCAUCUUCCCACCGGCCGCUUCGGCGAACAAAAGCACUACUUCAGUGGAAAGCAUAAGCUCUACGGCUUUAAGAUAGAAGCGUCCGUCUCACCUGAGUGCUUGCUUGUCGACAUGAGUCCUCACGAGGCAUGGUCAGUGUCCGACCUCAACAUGUUCCCAAGCCGCCUGGACCAACAUACUCAAGUGCUCGCGAAGAACGACUACGACGACACCAUCAACGACAACGGAGAUUUGUACCGAGAGUAUCCUACCUCGUGGGCGGUCCUUGGGUACACGGGCUACAUCGGCCUUGCGGCGUUAGCUCGUGCCAUUCACCCGGAGAAGAAGCCUAUAGGUGGCGCGUUAGACCGAUCGACAUGGACAGGAGCAAGGAAGUUUCUUCUGACCGUGUCGUUGUCGAAAACUUCUUCGACCGGGUGUGCUCGCUUUGGAAGAUGUCCUACGCGACAUUCGUCUGGGCGAUUUACGUUUGCCCUUACCAACUUCCACGCGACAUUGAUGCCGUUGCGCUUCGAGGACAACGACCAUUAUUGUGCCGUCAUGGCACGCUACAAAAGCAUGGCAGCUGAGAACACCUCAAAGACAACCGCGAACCAACACAGAUGCCUACAGCGCCGUGCAGAGUAG